Messenger RNA from Chaetomium fimeti, 644 nucleotides. Its product is annotated as 60S ribosomal protein L30. The transcript is spliced from 5 exons. Bases 121 to 447 code for a protein of 108 amino acids. Lineage: Eukaryota; Fungi; Ascomycota; Sordariomycetes; Sordariales; Chaetomiaceae. The record is from RefSeq and is a predicted model, not a curated record. Gene Ontology annotation, cellular component: cytosolic large ribosomal subunit. Gene Ontology annotation, molecular function: RNA binding; structural constituent of ribosome.
AGAAUAUUUCGAACUUGCGAUUUCCCUUCCUUCGAGUGACCAUUCAGCCAACGACGACGACAUCACCACCAAGAGCCAACUUCAACUCUUGUCCCUCGCACUAACCACAGCACCGUCGCAAUGGCCCCCAAGAAGUCCAAGUCGGAAGCGCAGUCCAUCGGCAGCAAGCUUGCCCUCGUCAUCAAGUCGGGCAAGGUUGUGCUGGGCUACCGCAGCACCCUGAAGUCUCUCCGCAGCGGCAAGGCCAAGCUCAUCCUCAUUUCCGCCAACACGCCUCCCCUCCGCAAGUCCGAGCUUGAGUACUACGCCAUGAUGUCCAAGACCGCCGUCCACCACUACACCGGCACCAACAUUGAGCUCGGCACCGCCUGCGGAAAGCUCUUCCGCUGCUCCACCAUGGCUAUCCUGGAUGCUGGUGACAGUGACAUCCUCAGCGACCAGGCUUAAGUCCAGCAGGCUUAAGGCUAGGGGCGAGGCGGGAAUACCGGUUGGCAUUCAUACGGCGUUCGGGUCUGAGAUCGGAAAAAAUGAUAUGACGACUUGGCGAUAUCCGGCUUUUUACAGCCACAUUCGACAUCCGGAGUUGACGCCCAAAGAGGCACUCCGUAGAUUAGUCGUAGUUUUAUGACAACUCGGUUUUCCAG